AGCUAUCAAAGAGGCGGAGAGGACAACAACAGCCGCAUUGUCCUCUGAACUGAUCCCCAAAAAAAGGACACGGGGAGAAAGACGGGAAAACUGAAGGACGAAGACCCCUGAGACAGUCAGGCCUGGACCGACCGUCACAAUGAGGAGAGAGGUCCAGAGCGGCGGGCAUCAGCCCGCCGGCAAGCAGGGAGAUGAGGAGGUGUGCAGGGGGGCCGAGAAGAAGCUGCUGGCCUUCUGGAUGUCCUUGCCCCUCCGGACCUGGACACUCUUCAGGGCCCGUGAGAGACCGGGCUUCCAGCGCUCCGCCUCGUCCGCCCGGCUGCUGAAGAGUGAGGCGUGAGGAGGGAAAGUGUGUGCGUGUCUGUGUGUGUGUGUGUGUGUGUGUCAGUAGCAGAGUGUCAGAAGAGGCUUCCCAGACCUGCUGUCAAGUGAGUCGGCGUGUGUGUGUGUGUGUGUCUUAAUGUGUGUGUGUGUGAACCAUUCGUGUGGAUGAAAGCAGCUUCCUCCACCCAUUCCACCAUUCAUGUUGCUGCCCCGUCCGAGUCGGAGGCGCAGGUGGAGGACAAAACAAGCUUGUCGUCACAUUUAUCAGGCAAAACCACCAGCUGGGACCCUUUGAGGAGACCACUCGGGAGGAAUCUCCCUCUGCGCUUCCUUCCGUCCGAACUGGAUGAUUAAUUCAAACCUGUCAAAAACAACUUCUGGAUGUCCCGCCCCCGCUAGACGCUCCACCGGGAGGGCGAUGGGUUAACGGGGGAGGGGGGGACCGGGCCAUGGCGGUGACCCAUCUCGCCCUGGAGCUGCGCUUCCAGGGGAAGAAGCUGAGGGGCUUCUCGUGCAGACUGACCCGCGCGGCACACGGCUGGCUGCCGGAGAGCUCGUGGACGGUCGCGGCGCAGAUCCUGCUGCCGUACCUGGUGUCCGGCCUGGGCAUGGUGGCGGCCGGCAUGCUCAUGGAUGCAGUGCAACACUGGGAGGUGUUCAAGGAGAUCUCAGAGGUGUUUAUCUUGGUGCCGGCCCUGGUGGGGCUGAAGGGGAAUCUGGAGAUGACAUUGGCAUCCCGACUGUCAACGGCAGCCAACACGGGCCAGAUGGACGGCGCCCCGCAGCAGCGGAGGAUGGUGUUGUGCAAUCUGGCCCUCAUUCAGGUCCAGGCUACGGUGGUGGGCUUCCUGGCAGCGGUCGCAGCAGUGGGCCUCGGCUGUCUGUCCAGGGGUCGUGUGGACAUCGUCCAGGCGUCUGUCCUCUGUGCCAGCAGCGUCACCACCGCGUUCAUUGCUGCGCUGUCUCUAGGUCUGGUGAUGGUGGCUGUGAUUAUUGGAUCCAGAAAAGUGGGCAUCAACCCCGAUAAUGUGGCCACUCCGAUCGCUGCCAGCCUCGGGGACCUCAUCACCUUGUCGCUGCUCGCUGGCGUCAGCAGCCUCUUCUUCUGUUACAGAGACACGUGGUACCUGCCUCCCGCAGUGUGUGGGUUCUUCCUGCUCCUUAUCCCCGCGUGGGUCAUGAUCGCCCGUCGCUCUCCGCCAAUCAGUGAGGUCCUGAAGUCCGGCUGGCAACCAGUUAUAUUGGCCAUGUCCAUCAGCAGUAUUGGCGGAUUAAUUCUGGAUAAGACAGUGAGCAAUCCAAACUUCGAAGGUAUGGCAGUGUUCACUCCAGUCAUCAAUGGUGUGGGGGGGAAUCUGGUGGCCAUCCAGGCCAGCAGGAUGUCCACCUAUCUCCAUUGCUGGAGUGUUCCUGGAGCCCUUCCAUUUAUAAUGAGGGAGAACUGUCCCGGGCCCUUUGCUAACCUCUGCUCCUCUGAUCUGAACUCCAAAUCAGCCAGAGUCCUGAUCCUCCUCGUGGUCCCGGGUCAUCUUCUCUUCCUGUACGCCAUACAUCUUCUGCAGGGAGGCCAUAAUGCCAUGACGCCCACCUUCAUAGUCUGCUACCUGUGUGCAGCUCUGCUUCAGGUGGGGAUUCUGCUUUACGUGGCAACCCUGAUGGUGCGAUGGCUCUGGCGAAGGGGACUGGAUCCAGAUAACUUCUCAAUUCCCUACCUCACGGCUCUGGGGGACCUGCUGGGGACUGGGUUCUUGGCUCUGAGUUUCAGACUGAUCAUGACGGUCAGUUCUACCGGCAGUGGAGUUUAACAGCCACGUGGUCCUGCACGACCUGAGCUGUGCUGUUCCCUCAACGCAGGUAGUUGAAACGCACUUGCAAAGCUCGCGUGAGAAGGAAAGUGAGGAUUACGGAACACACGAGGCUUGUGUUGGGGUUAUAUUUGUGCCUCAACACUGAGUUUAAUUUUACAGUAGCACAUACGUUUCAUUCUGAUGAUCCAUUCUGUGUGUUUGUCUGUCUAAAGGGACUAAAUAGAUUCAACCUCGGUUCGACUCAUUUUUCACUCUUUUUAAUGCUCUGCUGUGUCCUCUCAAACCCUUUGGAGACGUCCUGUGUCUUUCCCAAAGUUUCAACUCAAAUUUACUGUGUGUGUCUCAACAGCAAGUCAAGGCAAAGGCAGCUGGCCAGCUGGCCUACAGCUGACGUACAGCUCGCACAUAUAGUGCUUCAGGGAUGACAUGUUUUUCUUUGCAUCUUGCUGGUUCCCAGCACCAAUAAGCCAAUGAGAUUUUUCAUUUCCAUUUUUCUUUUUUUUUUCUGUUUAUGAUAGUUUUCAUGAAUGGACAACAUGUUUAUGGUUUCUGAAGCACAAAUGCAAACGGCGGAAGUAAAGGACCAUUGAUGGGCUGAAAACACCUGUACACUUGCAUGACAUCACCUGCCAACCACUGAUGCCAUUUACCUUUUUUGCCGAUUGUUCGUAGGGUUAUCUGCUAGUAAGGAAGUUGGGAAACACUGGGGAAAUGUCAGGGACAUCAUUUAAGUAGUUUUAAUGUGGAAUUCUGCCCGUAUUGGCGUCUCUAUCUAGCCAUCCCGAUAGGUGCAUAAGCUAGCUGACACAUGGAUGGCAGCUAAACAGUAGCUAACUAAGCUAGCGAACUUCUUAUUGAUACAAAUGCAUUGUAAUCAAUAUGUUCUAUUAUUUUUAAAGGGCUCUUUAAGGGUCUCCUUUUCCUCGCAGCACAAUUGCAUGAAAAAAAUGUAGUGAUAAGUGAGUUUAGUGUAGCAGCUAGCUGACAUGCUAGUUUGCGUUAAUUACCUGAUAGCAUGCCAUUCAAAUUAGAAACGGCGCACUGACCGGGCCAUUCAUUUCAUUCUCUUUAAUUUAAAGGUACGAAACUUUCACAAAAUUGUUUUUUGGACUGGAAAUAAUGUGCAGAAAUGUUCUCUGCUCAAAAUAUCUCUUCCGGCUCAGGAUUGAGAACAAAAUCAAACAGCGUUCAGUGGUUGAGGGAAUGCAAAGGCCGAACAAAGAGGAAACCAUUUGGCUGAAAAUAGAGUAAAUCAGAGGAGGAAAGUAUGGACUCAUUUUGCAGCCACACGUCUCACUGGGGUCUAUAGUUUUACUGGUUAGAAUACCGCAGCUUGGCUCUGUAGAAAUAACGAUCAUCUAAAAUAGACAGUAGUGGGAAUACCACAGAACCUCUGGACAGUUGACACAUCUGUAAACAUAUUGUCAGCAGUUAAUGUUAGAUGGCAGAUGAUUGUAUUAGAUAUUAAUUAUAUAGAACUGAAUGUAAAUGUAUAUAUUAAUGCAAGAUGAAUGGUAGAUUUAAUCUGGUCUUUUCACGCGGGUCUGUGCCUUUAGACCGUAACAGGCCUUCAGUUGCCCAAAUUCUACUGCUUUUAUUUUUUGUGCAGCAGUGCCACUGAAUAUUGCCUCAUGUACUUGACUGUUUCCAUGUUAGUAUGAGUUGCGUGUAUUGACAAUACAGAGAUUUUCUUGUGGGCCUUUUUGUGAAUAAAUUAUUUAUGCAUCUCUGUG
This is a messenger RNA of Gasterosteus aculeatus aculeatus (three-spined stickleback), 3865 nucleotides long. RefSeq names its product solute carrier family 41 member 1. NCBI's taxonomy places the organism in Eukaryota, Metazoa, Chordata, Actinopteri, Perciformes, Gasterosteidae. Gene Ontology annotation, biological process: monoatomic cation transport. Gene Ontology annotation, cellular component: plasma membrane. The record is from RefSeq and is a predicted model, not a curated record. Gene Ontology annotation, molecular function: monoatomic cation transmembrane transporter activity.